Molecule: messenger RNA, 1359 nt
Organism: Prosopis cineraria
Lineage: Eukaryota; Viridiplantae; Streptophyta; Magnoliopsida; Fabales; Fabaceae
Product: polygalacturonase-like
Exons: 4
Coding region: 43-1254 (403 amino acids)
Biological process (GO): carbohydrate metabolic process
Molecular function (GO): polygalacturonase activity
Source: RefSeq, a predicted model, not a curated record
CUCUCUCUCACACAUUUCGAUUCUGAAACUGAAAUUCCCAGAAUGACGAUCUCAAUCUUUCAUCUUCUUCUUCCUCGAGUAGCGCUCAUAGUCCUCUUGAUGAUCUUCCUCCAGUGCUCUUCCUUCAACUCAGCCUCUGCAUCAGUAGCGAACUACAAUGUCGUCAGUUUCGGAGCCAAGCCCGACGGAGAAACGGACUGCACCAAGGCCUUCCUCAGUGCAUGGGAGAAAGCAUGCGGCUCGGCUGAACCUGCAGCCAUUUACGUGCCGAGGGGCAAGUUCUUGCUCGGAAAAGCUGAGUUUACCGGUGAGUGUAAUAAUAAGGCUAUCUCCAUUACCAUCGACGGCACCUUGCUGGCUCCCUCCAAUUACCAUGUCACCGGCGGCAAUGACGACGACUGGAUCGUGUUCCACAAUGUCGAUGGAGUCUCGAUUCGAGGUGGCAUGCUUGAUGGCAAAGGCACUGCUUUGUGGGCUUGCAAGAACUCCGGCGGAAAUUGCCCUUCUGGAGCCACGAGCUUAAAAUUUAUCAACUGCAAGAACAUCAAGGUCACAGGGUUGACCUCAGUCAACAGCCAAAUGUUUCACAUAGUGAUCCAUGAAAGCCAACACGUGAAACUGCAAGGCGUGAAGGUGGCGGCUCCCGGUGACAGCCCUAACACCGACGGCAUUCACAUCGGAGGUUCAGACGACGUCACCAUACUCAACUCCAACAUCAGAACUGGGGACGAUUGCGUCUCCGUCGGCCCCGGCACCACUAACUUGUGGGUUGAAAAUAUUGCAUGCGGCCCUGGCCAUGGAAUCAGUAUUGGAAGUUUAGGGAAGGACGAGAAUGAAGAAGGCGUACGAAACGUGACAGUUAAAACGGUUAAAUUCACGGGAACUGAAAAUGGCGUGAGGAUCAAGACAUGGGGAAAGCCAUGCAAUGCUUUUGUGAGAGACGUCGUUUUUCAACACGCCGUCAUGGUUGACGUCAAAAACCCCAUCGUCAUUGACCAAAACUACUGCCCCGAUCACGACGGCUGCCCUCAACAGGCGUCUGGGGUGAAAAUAAGCGACGUGAAGUACCAAGACAUUCAUGGAUCAUCGGCGACAGAGGUGGCAGUGAAGUUUGAUUGCAGUUCUGAGAAUCCAUGCAGUGGCAUCGCAUUGGAGGACGUGAGGCUCACUUACAACAACCAAAUCGCUCAGGCUUCUUGUCGGAAUGCUGGAGGCACCUCUCAGGGUUUAGUUCAACCUGAAAGUUGCUUAUAAUUAGCUCAAUUUAAUUAGCUUAGUAAUUAAUCAAUUAAUGUAUUUGGUUUCGCCUUGAUGACUACAACAGAUCAUGGUUUUGAUAGAAUUAGUCUAGUAGUUAUC